GGUUCUGGUUUUGCUUCCACUUGAAAGGUGGCCAGUGUACAACUGCAGCCACAAUGACAAGACUGACUCUACUCACAGGCCUUUGCCUGUUAUUGAUUCAUCUUGGUUCAGCUUAUCAGCUUAUAUGUUACUUCACCAACUGGGCCCAGUACAGACCUGAUCCUGUGAAGUAUGUGCCUACCAAAGUUGAUCCAUUCCUGUGCACACAUCUGAUCUACGCAUUUGCUAGAAUUAACUCUGAAAAUCAGCUGGCCACCUACGAGUGGAACGAUGAGACUCUCUACCAGUCAUUCAAUAGUCUGAAGCAAAGUAAUCCAAGCUUGAAGACACUUUUGGCUGUUGGAGGAUGGAAUUUUGGUUCAACUCAAUUCUCUACCAUGGUGUCCACACAAGCAAACAGAAAUACAUUCAUCCAGUCCUCCAUCAGCUUUCUCAGAAAUUAUGGAUUUGAUGGCCUGGAUCUAGACUGGGAGUAUCCUGGAGCCCGCGGCAGUCCUCCAGAGGACAAGCAAAGAUUCACUCUGCUCUGCAAGGAGCUUCGACAGGCCUAUGAGGCUGAAAGCAAUGCGACAGGACGACCCCGGCUUAUGGUCACAGCUGCAGUGGCUGCUGGGAAAUCAACUAUAGAUGCUGGAUAUGAAAUUGCUGAGAUUGCCAAGUACCUGGACUUCAUUAGCGUGAUGACCUAUGACUUUCAUGGGACUUGGGAAAGUUUCACUGGCCACAACAGUCCUCUGUAUCAAUGGUCUCAGGAAACAGGGGAUCAAAUCUACCUUAAUACUAAUUAUUCGAUGACAUACUGGAAGAAUCAGGGUGCUCCUGUGGAGAAACUGAGGAUGGGUUUUGCUACAUACGGCAGAACGUUCCAACUUUCGUCAACAGCGAGUGGUCUGGGAGCUCCAACAAGUGGCCCUGCUUCUGCUGGCACCUACACCAGAGAGGCAGGCUUUUGGUCUUAUUAUGAGAUCUGCAGCUUCCUUCAAGGAACCAGCAUACGAUGGAUCCAGGAUCAAAAAGUACCCUAUGCCACGAAGGGGGGUCAGUGGGUUGGCUUUGACACCAAGGAGAGCUUUAACACAAAGGUGACCUACCUCAAAGAUAAUAAUUUUGGAGGGGGCUUUGUGUGGGCUCUUGAUUUGGAUGAUUUUACUGGACAGUUCUGUGGACUGGGAAAAUACCCUCUCAUCAGCGAGCUCAAGAAACUCCUAAACAAUGCUGCUCCUGUUGAAGGUCCUCCUGCUGAAACCACUCCUACUGAAGGUCCUCCUCAAGAAACUCCUACUGCUGAAACUAAUCCUGCUGAACCUAAUCCUACUGAAACGAAUCCUGCUGAAGUUCCUACUGCUGCAGUUCCACAUCAGUAUUGUGCAGACAAGAAAAAUGGUAUCCGUCCAAAUCCUUUUGAUGUAAAAUCUUUCAUCCAUUGUGAUAAUGGGAGAACAUUUGUACAACCCUGCCCUGCUGGCACCAUCUUUGACAACAGCUGCCAGUGUUGCAACUGGCCAUUUAUUGCAAUUUAAGACUUGUUUCUACAUGGCUACACACCUGGUUUGAUAUUUAUGCAAGCACUUUAUUUCUUUAUCUGUAAAAAAAAAAUAAUAAUUCCAUAAAGUUUCCAUUUUAAAUCUUUUAUAAUAGGAUUUAAUUAGGACUAGUAUUUUCUAUUUUUAUAUACUAUUGGCUUGAAACAAAUAUGCCAUAUAAACAUUCACACAAGUUACGAUGCUCUUUGUUGUCAAGUGAUUUAUUCCAGAAUUUGCAAUAUGCAUUGUUAAAUGCAGUAAAUUAAAUGAAUCACAAUAUUAUUCCUAUGAUCAAACCCACAAGCUUACACUAUUCAAUGAUUCAGCGUGAAUGCCCAUACCAUCAAAUACAUAAAAUGCUUCUAAAACAUUAUGCAACAAUGCAAUCAAUCCUUUACAAUCUCAAAGUUCUAAUAUGUUGGCAAAGUGGUAAAUGAUCUGCCAGUUACAGAGCACAGUAACUUAAUUUGGAGAAGGAUCACAUACUACUGGAUCUGAAGCUGAAUCAGUGCAAUGUAUAAGUGCAUUGAGGAGUUGCAAGUUUCCCUGUUGUACAGCAAUGCAAUGCAAAAUCUCUUUGUGCAUUUUACUCAGUAGCUUUGACUCUUCAAAACACCAGUUCAAUGUACAUGUUCUCUGUAUAAAACUCUAAAACAGGGGUGUCCACUCGUAUCCACAAAGGGCCAGUGUAGGUGCAGGUUUUCAGUCCAAUCAUGCAGGAGUCACACCUGAUUCUACCUGUUGAAUCAGUUGAGCUUAGCUUUCAGUAGACUCUGGUGUGGCUUCUGCUUGAUUGGACUAAAAACCUGCACCCACACAGGCACUUUCUGGAUAAGAUUGGACACCCCUGCUCUACACGGAGGAUACUGACAUAUCCAUCCACUCACAAGUCAACAAAACAAAAAACCAAUCACAUCAACACAUCACAAAAAGGCACAUCAACAGCAUGAUAAAUAACCUAUGUAGUGUUGCAUUCUGAAAUGUUGUAAUGUUUCUUGGUCUGCUUCAUUAAAUAUGAAACCAUAGUGGUGGAAUACUGCAGUAUGUAUAAUGUAUCACACAAUCACACUGGCAUUCAGGCUGUGUAUUUAGACCAAAGUAUGUGGACACCUGACCCAAACUGUUGACACAAAUUUGGAAGCGCACAAUCUUAUAUUAUGUCUUUGUAUGCUGUAUCAUUACAAUUUUCAUUCUCUUGAACUAAGCGUGAGGUUCAUGAACACUUGGUUUACCAAGGUUGAAGUGGAAGAACUUGAGUGUCCUGCACAGAGCCCUUAUCUCAAACCUACUGAACACCUUUGGGAUGAACUGGAAUGCUGACUUCACCCAAGGUCUCCUUUAGCAUCAUCAGUGCCUCACCUCGCCAAUUCCCAUACGGCUAAAUUGGAAAAUCCAUACAGUCACGCUCCAAAAUCUACUGGAAAGCUUUCCUAGUAGAGUGGAAGUAUAAACGCAAAGGGGGACUAAAUCUGGAAUGGGAUGUUCAACCAGCACAUACUGUAUGGGUUUGACUGUCAGGUGUCCACAAACCUUUGACCAUACAUGGUAAGCUUUUAACAACAUCCUGUAUUAGUGUUAUUUUAGCAACACAGGACUUACAGUAUACGUUCCUAUUAGAGAUGCACAGAUGUAUUAGCCAAUACCAAUUAUAUACCAAUACCAAAAGGCUAUUUUCGCACUAUGGACCAUCGGCCGAUAGUUUAAAAACAUCCGAUGAUCAGGGCCGAUUAUAUCCUGUCAAUCAAAAGAGGGCGGGAAAACACAUCAUUUCGUGCUGUGUGUAAAGAAGAUGUCUCUUGUGUGGAAUGAUGACAAAACUGCAGUUUGUAAGCUCUGUAAUAUUUGUAGUGUAUUUCAAGUAUAUUUGUAGUGUAUUUCAUAUCCAGUUAAUGUUAAUAUAUAAAAAAGUUGAUAUUAUAUAUUACCAGUUUGAUGUUCAGUGAUAUAGUAGAAAUGCUUUUGCUUGUGGUGAGUGAAUGUGAGACUAACAGGAGGUUUUUUAGAAUUCAGUCAAUGUUAAUAUGAAUUAAUAAUAUUCAAUAAGUUAAGAAAUCUUACUUUAAUCUUCAGAAUUUAGUUCAUGUGUUAACGUUAAUUUGAGUAAUGUGUUUUCUGUUUGAGAGACCAGCUACUGUGAAACAACUUGUUGAAAUGGAGAGAAUAAAGUUUUUAUUUGUA
Ictalurus punctatus (channel catfish) is the source of this 3701-nucleotide messenger RNA. RefSeq names its product acidic mammalian chitinase. Gene Ontology annotation, biological process: chitin catabolic process; carbohydrate metabolic process. Gene Ontology annotation, molecular function: chitinase activity; chitin binding. The record is from RefSeq and is a predicted model, not a curated record. Gene Ontology annotation, cellular component: extracellular region. NCBI's taxonomy places the organism in Eukaryota, Metazoa, Chordata, Actinopteri, Siluriformes, Ictaluridae. The transcript has 11 exons. Bases 54 to 1520 code for a protein of 488 amino acids.